Cryptomeria japonica (Japanese cedar) is the source of this 1368-nucleotide messenger RNA. RefSeq names its product tyrosine-protein phosphatase DSP1. NCBI's taxonomy places the organism in Eukaryota, Viridiplantae, Streptophyta, Pinopsida, Cupressales, Cupressaceae. The record is from RefSeq and is a predicted model, not a curated record. Gene Ontology annotation, biological process: protein dephosphorylation. Gene Ontology annotation, cellular component: cytoplasm. Gene Ontology annotation, molecular function: phosphatase activity. The transcript is spliced from 4 exons. Bases 407 to 1087 code for a protein of 226 amino acids.
AUUGAAUAGUGGGGAGCAGGGAUAGGAAAGGCAGCCAACGGAGGGAUUCUGUUACAAUCUGUGCGUUAAUCUCUUCACAGGCAAAACCAAACAUAAAUUCUCUUUCCAGUGAAUCUCAAGAUGCAAAGAAACUUAGUUCAUCUGAGAAUGACACUGUAUAGGUAUCUUGACCUCUUCAUAUUCCUUAGAAUUUACCAUCCUUAAGGACCCACACGGGAAACUCAGAAACGGACCCGAAAAGUUUUGCAAGAUCCUUUAGAAUUGAAAUUACACAUAUUUCUUUGUUUGAUUCAUUGACUUAGUAAAGAGAUUUCCAUAUGAUCCCAUGGAUUUAAGCGGGCCCAUUGCGUUGUGAUUCUUGGUAUAUUUGUUGCAAGUGAGUUUUUGAUUUUCGGGGUUGAUAGAUAUGAUACUACAGGAGCAAGAGAAGGAUGGAAAUAUGUGCAACCAUGAAGGAGGAGGAGAGAAUGAAGAAGAAGAGCUGUUAAUUCCUCCUUUCAAUUUUUCAAUGGUCGACAAUGGCGUUUACAGGUCUGGAUUCCCCAACACCAUCAACUUCCCCUUUCUGGAGACCCUUCAUCUUCGUUCAAUCAUCUAUCUUUGCCCAGAGCCAUACCCAGAAGCCAACAGGGAAUUCAUACAGAAUCAUGGAAUUAAUCUUUUCCAUUUCGGCAUAGAAGGAAACAAGGAGCCUUUUGUUAAUAUACCAGAAAAUGUCAUACGAGAAGCAUUAAAGGUUUUGUUAGAUGUUAGGAAUCAUCCUGUUCUGAUUCAUUGCAAGCGAGGAAAGGUAAAAUAUUAUGCAUCGCAGUUUAUAUUAGUUAAACCGAGAGAAACUAUAUGUUUCUAUACAUUCCCACUCUUACCGCUAUCAUUUGUGCAGCAUCGUACUGGCUGCCUGGUAGGUUGCUUCAGAAAAGUACAGAGUUGGUGCUUAUCAUCAAUUUUUAAUGAAUACCAGCGAUAUGCUGGAUUGAAAGCAAGACACUUAGAUCAACAAUUUAUCGAUCUGUUUGAUGCGUCCAGUUUUAAACGUUCAGGUUUCACAUCAUCACAUUUUCCUGGUCCUCCUACAUUACGAUCAUAAGUUGAAUUAUUUUCCACUGUUCAUUUUUUAAAAUAUCUCAGAAACUUGAAGCUUUUGCAUAAUGUCAUCGAACAAUGUAUUGUUUGAAUACUAUCAUUCUCAGGAGGCCAUAUGUAAUAUGCAGCCCUUUAAACAAUCCAUUUUCAGUUGAUUGGCUGUAGAGAAAUUUAUUUCAUCUGGCACACUUGGCUUGAUACAACAAAGAAGCCAUUUUUUGAUUCCACCUGACAAUGUUUUAUAAUUAAAGAUGAAUCAAUUUAAAAAAGAAGGUUUUUUAUUUA